This is a messenger RNA of Microthlaspi erraticum, 1233 nucleotides long. The record is from the annotation of a GenBank genome assembly. Lineage: Eukaryota; Viridiplantae; Streptophyta; Magnoliopsida; Brassicales; Brassicaceae.
AUGGCGAAGAAGGCAGUGUUGAUUGGGAUCAAUUACCCAGGAACAAAGGCGGAAUUGAGAGGAUGUGUCAACGACGUUCGUCGGAUGUACAAAUGUCUCGUCGAACGGUACGGAUUCGCUGAGGAGGACAUCACCGUGCUCAUCGACACCGACGAAUCAUCCACGCAGCCCACCGGGAAGAACAUCCGCAAGGCGCUCUCGGAUCUCAUCAGAUCGGCGGAUUCCGGCGACUUUCUCGUCGUCCAUUACAGUGGUCACGGUACCAGGUUACCGGCCGAGACUGGUGAAGACGAUGACACUGGCUACGACGAGUGUAUUGUUCCUUGCGACAUGAAUCUGAUUACCGAUGAUGAUUUCAGGGAUCUUGUGGACAGAGUUCCACAAGGUUGCAGAAUGACGAUCAUUUCAGAUUCAUGUCACAGUGGUGGCUUAAUCGAUGAAGCCAAGGAGCAGAUCGGAGAGAGCACCAAGAAAGAGGACGAGGACGAAGAGGAAGAGUCUUCGUCGAGGUUCGGUUUCAGGAAGUUCUUGAAGAACAAGGUGGAAAGCGCGAUCAGAGGGAGCAAGAAGGAAGACAACGAAGCGGAAGAGAUAGAGACUAAAGAGAUCGAGCUAGACGAUGGAGAGAGGAUCCUUGCCAAAGACAAGUCUCUGCCUCUAUCGACGUUAAUCGAUAUCCUCAAGCAGCAAACAGGGAACGAUGAUAUCGAAGUGGGGAAAAUCAGGCCGAGUCUUUUCGACGCGUUUGGUGAUGACUCGAGCCCGAAAGUGAAGAAGUUCAUGAAAGUGAUUUUGGGAAAGCUUCAGGCAGGGAACGGAGGAGAAGGAGGUGGGUUAAUGGGAAUGCUUGGGAAGUUAGCUUCAGGGUUUCUUGAAGGGAAGCUUAACGAUGAAGACUAUACGAAACCUGCGAUGCAGACAGAAGUUGGGAGGAAAGAAGAGGUUUAUGCCGGAGGAUCAAGAGGUUCGGUUCCGCUUCCAGACAGUGGGAUAUUGAUCAGUGGUUGUCAGACUGAUCAGACCUCUGCGGAUGCGACUCCGCCGGGGAAACCAAGUGAAGCGUAUGGAGCGAUGAGUAAUGCGAUACAGAAGAUAUUGGAGGAGACGGAAGGUGAGAUAUCGAACAGGGAGAUGGUUACAAGGGCGAGGAAGGCGUUGAAGAAGCAAGGGUUUACUCAGCAGCCAGGUUUGUAUUGCCAUGAUGGUUUUACAGAUGCUCCUUUUAUCUGUUAA